AUGCAACUGGCGAUAUCACAAAACAAGAUACCGCAACCCUAUGACACGCUCAAGUCAGUCGCCGAAAUGGCCCCGCUGCUACCGCCCCUGAAGGCCGGAAAGCCCUGGCACCAGCGCCGCUACAGACAGACGCCCGCGAGAGUGAGCAGCUACUGGACCAAAGAGGAGGAGAGCAAAAUGAUGGGGAAGAUGUUCGAGAAGCCCGUGUGUGACGUGGACACGGGCAGAUAG
Dibothriocephalus latus is the source of this 231-nucleotide messenger RNA. The record is from the annotation of a GenBank genome assembly. Lineage: Eukaryota; Metazoa; Platyhelminthes; Cestoda; Diphyllobothriidea; Diphyllobothriidae.